Daldinia caldariorum is the source of this 488-nucleotide messenger RNA. RefSeq lists its product as uncharacterized. The record is from RefSeq and is a predicted model, not a curated record. Bases 99 to 341 code for a protein of 80 amino acids. Gene Ontology annotation, biological process: mitochondrial electron transport, cytochrome c to oxygen. Lineage: Eukaryota; Fungi; Ascomycota; Sordariomycetes; Xylariales; Hypoxylaceae. The transcript has 3 exons.
CAACUUUUAAAGUCAAAAGCACCGAAGCUCUCUGUAGUACAGAAAAAGAAGCAUUGUUCUCUCCACUCCUCAACAUCGACGUAAUCUCUAUAUUCAAGAUGGUCGCCCAACCCGCCGUUCGCGCUGCCCCGCGCAUCACCUCCAUGAUCAGCCGCCGGGCCUUCCACGCCACCCGCGCCCGUCUCUCCUCCCCGUACCACUACCCCGAGGGCCCCUAUUCCAACUUGCCCUUCAACCCCAAGACUCGAUUCUUCGCUUUCCGAUACUGGGCCUACAUGUUCACCGGCUUCUUCCUCCCCUUCGGCAUUGCCGUGUGGCAAACCAAGAAGCCCAAGGCUUAAGUUAUAGCCAUUGGUUGAGCAUGAACCAAGUUCAGUGAGGCAGGUCGAGAUGAGGUGUUGACUAGGCGGGGACGGCAAGAAACACAAACAAUGCAAGCUGUACAUAUACAUACAUGACAAUAGACAUAAAGGUCAUCGUCGAACAUA